UUGAAAUUUAUUUUUCUGAAAAAAAAAAAAAAAAAAAAUCGUAAGCUAACGUCACUAAAGAACUAAAAAUAAAUAAAAUAAAUAAUACGAUAAACUCUGAAAUUAAUUUUAUUUAUACAAUCCAUUGCAAUCGAACUUUCGAGCUAUGCCAUUCCAUACACCACGUCCAUUUGGUAGAACAAUGGCGAGAAGUGCUUCAUCUGUUAGUUUGAAUUCAUGGCCAUCGGAACAAUUAUCCAACGAUAGUAUUCUAAGCAGCCGUAGUUGUGAGCCUUCAUUUCGUGUUAGAGAUCCAAUACAAAUGUAUGAUCAGAUCACAUCGCACUAUGGAAUUGACUUUCAAAGGGAGAAUGGUCUUACUAUUGCCGAGGAAUAUAAAAAAUCUAUUGCAUUUUCUGAAACACAGAGUGAUAUUGUACCACCACUAGAUUUACAAUCGGAAGAUAAUUAUCCAGCGGCCAGUGAUAUGACCUAUUCAGUAAAAAUUGAUCGUCAACCAGAAUUGGCUUAUGCAACAUGGCUAUCGGCAAAAAGAAAACUCCUUUCUGUAGAAGCUGCCCGUCGCAAAGAAGAAGCUGAGCGAAAACGUCAAGAAUUAGAGGAACGAAAGCGCAUAUCCAAGGAAAAAUAUGAAAAGUGGCUGGAAAAUAAGGCCAAACAACAAAAGCAACAAUAUUCUCAACACAGUAUAAACGAAUUAAAUUCGAAUAAAACGCAUAAUAGUCAAACAUAUUUUCCAAAUGUUUCACAAAAGUCAUUACGUUCCUCUGACAAUGAUGAAAGGCCGAAAGCUCAUCUAGAUGAAUGGGAACGUACGAAACGGUUGCAGGAAGAACGUCGACGUAUGCGAAAACAACAGGAAGAACAACAACGUCGUGAAUUAGAGGAACAGCGUCGUAAGGCUGCCGCAGAAGCCUGGGAUAAAUGGUUGGCCGAUGCGGCUAAGAAACCAAAACCUGUUCCAUUGAAUCGCGGCAUAUUUACAUUACGUGGGACAAUUUCAGAUAUUUUUGUUAAUCCCAAUGAAUGGAAACCAAUAUUGCCCAAUGGUGAUGACAAUAAUUAAAAACAUCUUCAGGAGAUUCUAACUUUUUUCAUAUAUUUUGUGUAUCUUGUUUACAUUGAAAUAUAUUUUUUAAUCUGAGCAAAUUCGA
Molecule: messenger RNA, 1154 nt
Organism: Musca domestica (house fly)
Lineage: Eukaryota; Metazoa; Arthropoda; Insecta; Diptera; Muscidae
Product: coiled-coil domain-containing protein 34
Exons: 3
Coding region: 146-1066 (306 amino acids)
Source: RefSeq, a predicted model, not a curated record